AUGAAGUGGUCAAUGGAGAGAGAGCACGAAGCUAACCUCCCCGCAGACGACAUCCGAGACGUCAUCCAGCACCUCUUUGAGAUCCAGUCUGCCGUCCACGGCUAUCUAGGCCCGGAGACACAGCAAGAGCUGGUGCGCAAAAUGUACGUGAGGAUGAUUCCAGCUGCCGAGGAUAUCUCGAUGGCAUCCCCGUUUCAACAGGAAAUAGAAAUUGGGGCGAUUCAAGCUCUACGCUACGAGAAUCGCACAAAAACCUCACCCUCGCUCUCUCAACCUUAUCAACACAUACCACCCCUACCCCCUAACGCCGCGGAAACAAUCACCUCCAACAACACCUCCGACCCGUCAAACCCUCCACUCGCCAGCAUCCAACUCCCACCCGAGAUCAUCGAGUACGUCGACGCCGCGCGCAACCCGGACAUCUACACGCGUGAGUUCGUGGAGCUGGUUCAGCGCGGAAAUCAAGAUCUCAAGGGGAAACGCGAGGCUUUCGCCGAUUUCCGCGAUGUCCUGGCGCGGGAGAUGCGCAGUGCUAUGCCGGAGUGUCGGGGGGAGGUGGAUCGGGUGGUUUCUAUGACGGGGGGAAAAGUUGGAGGUGAAGAUGGAGUGGAUGGGGCGUCGAAGUGA
Messenger RNA from Penicillium cataractarum, 627 nucleotides. It is a transcript of the gene nut2, whose product is annotated as mediator complex subunit NUT2. NCBI's taxonomy places the organism in Eukaryota, Fungi, Ascomycota, Eurotiomycetes, Eurotiales, Aspergillaceae. Gene Ontology annotation, cellular component: mediator complex. The record is from RefSeq and is a predicted model, not a curated record. The coding region runs from base 1 to 627 and encodes 208 amino acids. Gene Ontology annotation, molecular function: transcription coregulator activity. The transcript is spliced from 2 exons. Gene Ontology annotation, biological process: regulation of transcription by RNA polymerase II.